Molecule: messenger RNA, 2568 nt
Organism: Thyridium curvatum
Lineage: Eukaryota; Fungi; Ascomycota; Sordariomycetes; Thyridiales; Thyridiaceae
Exons: 10
Coding region: 1-2568 (855 amino acids)
Biological process (GO): phosphatidic acid biosynthetic process; cell motility; intracellular signal transduction
Molecular function (GO): D-type glycerophospholipase activity
Source: RefSeq, a predicted model, not a curated record
AUGCACUCCAUCUUCCUCAAGGUGGAGAGGGGUCUCAACGAGUUGUUUGGAGGCGAGAAACACUCGCACACUCAUGGAGACGAGUGCAACCAUGCACACCCAGACUCCCACACCACCAACCGCUACCAGUCGUUCGCGCCGCAGACAUCGGGACAGCCCAAGUGGUAUGUCGACGGAUGCUCCUACUUUUGGGCCGUGUCCGAGGCACUUGAGCGAGCCCGCGAGAGCAUCUAUAUCCUAGACUGGUGGUUGAGCCCGGAGUUGUAUCUUCGCCGGCCUCCCGCUCGCAAUGAGCAGUACCGGUUGGACAACAUGCUCAAGGCUGCCGCCGAGAGGGGCGUUCAGAUCAGGGUCGUUGUCUACAAGGAGGUCCCUCAGGCUUUGACCUUGAACUCGGAGCAUACGAAACAUGCAUUGGAAGCACUACAUCCCAACAUCAAGGUGUUCAGACACCCAGACCACCACCCAAGUGGCCAUGAGCUUCAAGAGGACCUUGCAGCUGGCUUCAAGGACAUGUCGCUGAGAGCCUUCGACCUCUCCAAGUUCUCCCAGGACGCACUGAAGUCCCUCUACGGUACCAGCGACGACGUGGUUUUGUUCUGGGCUCACCACGAGAAGCUCUGUGUUAUCGAUGAUCAGAUCGCGUUCAUGGGUGGUCUAGAUAUGUGCUUCGGUAGAUGGGAUACUCAGAGCCACCCUAUUGCUGAUGCCCACCCUGGCAACUUGGACGCUAUUAUCUUCCCUGGCCAGGACUACAACAAUGCUCGUAUUUAUGACUUUGAGGACGUGAACAAAUGGGAGAAUAACAAGCUCGACCGAACAACGAGCUCGAGGAUGGGCUGGUCCGACAUCAGUAUCAGCCUGACCGGUCCCAUCGUCAGCAGUCUAGCAAUUCAUUUUGUCGAUCGAUGGAACUACAUCUACAGCCAGAAAUACUCUACUCGUGAUGAGGGAAAGUACCAGUCGCUUCAACCGCCGCCAUCCCACGCCCCUCCGCACCGCAGCCUCGGCGGCAGCGAUGGGGAGUUCUUCGGCGGGAUCCACCACCACUUCUCCCGGCGCAUGCGUAGGUUCAUUGGCGCUGAUGACGACGACGAGCAAUCCCGCGAACCUCUUGAAGCCGGGGAGGGCGGUGCCCACAUUCAACUUACGAGAAGUUGCUGCGAGUGGUCUUCUGGUCACCCGACUGAGCACUCUAUAGCUAAUGCCUAUAUUGAUGCGAUCACCAAUGCCCAGCACUUUGUGUACAUCGAGAAUCAGUUCUUCAUCACAGCUACCAGUGCGGAGCAGCACCCAGUUGCCAACAAGAUUGGUCGUGCUAUCGUCGACCGUGUCAAGCGUGCGCACGAGAACAACGAGGCUUUCAAGAUCAUCGUCAUCAUGCCCGCCGUGCCGGCCUUUGCGGGUGACCUCAAGUCCGACGGUGCCCUCGGCACUCGGGCCAUUAUGGAGUUCCAAUACAACAGUAUCAGCCGCGGGGGUUACAGCAUCCUCGAGACCCUGAAGAAAGAGGGCGUUCCGGAUCCAAGGAUCUAUGUCAACUUUUACAACCUGCGCAACUACGACCGCAUCAACACCUCUUCGACCAUGGGUGAGGCUGAGCGCGUGAGCGGCGUCCCGUACGAGGCCGCUCGCCGCGAGUUUGACGAUGCCGUCGAGUCGGGAUACGAUGGAUACAGCCGUCAAGAGACCGAGGGCCAUCUCGGCUCCCAGUACCGCCGAUACCAGGAGGCGGCUUCUCAUCUGCAGGACGACACCUGGGACUCGAUUGCGGCCUGCUACAUGGCCAACAGCCCACGGCUGGACGAGAUGCCGUGGCAGGGCACUCCGGAGUCCGAACUAGACGCCUUCGUGUCGGAGGAGCUCUACAUCCACUCCAAGGUCCUCAUCGCCGACGACCGCCUCGUCAUCUGCGGCUCGGCCAACCUCAACGACCGCAGCCAGCUCGGCAACCACGACUCGGAGAUCGCCGUCGUCAUCGAGGACCCGAGCCCCGUCGACUCGGCCAUGGCGGGCCAGCCCUACACGGCGUCGCGCUUCGCCGCCUCGCUGCGCCGCCAGCUCUUCCGCAAGCACCUCGGCCUCCUGCCGCACCAGGCCUGCGACCAGCCGGGCGACAACUGGUCGCCCUACGCGGCGGGCGGCGCCAACCAGUACGACUGGGGCAGCCGCGAGGACCGGCUCGUGGCGGACCCGCUGUCGGACGGGUUCCGGGCGCUGUGGGAGCGGACGGCGCGGACCAACACCGAGGUCUUCUCCAGGGCGUUCCACAACGUGCCCAACGACGCCGUGCGCACGUGGGAGCAGUACGACGACUUCUUCUCGCGGCGCUUCGUCCUGCCCGGCGCGGACGACGAGGAGCGGGCGGAGGCGGCGCGGCUGGGCAAGGUCGACUACGGGCACGUCGUGCGCGACGAGUUCCCCGGCGGGGUGCACGAGGUCAAGGAGUGGCUCGGCCGGGUGCGCGGCACGCUCGUGGAGAUGCCGCUGGACUUCCUCGUCGAGGUGGACGACAUCGCCAAGGAGGGCCUAUCGCUAAACGCUAUCACGGACGAGUUGUAUACCUAA